Molecule: messenger RNA, 1977 nt
Organism: Symbiodinium sp. CCMP2592
Lineage: Eukaryota; Dinophyceae; Suessiales; Symbiodiniaceae
Source: the annotation of a GenBank genome assembly
AUGAUACCGCCCCCGCCAAGGCCGCUCGCAGCGAGCGUCGCUGCAGUCGGAAACCCAGUGGCCAGCGUGCAGCUCGAGGCGGAGGAGGAUCCGGAGCAGGUGGUCUACUUUGACGAAGCCCAAGACCAGGAAGCCUUCGAGGAGGUCCUUCCGCCCGCGCCUCCGGAGCCGGACUUGGACCAGGUCGUCUACUUCGACGAAGGUGCUGGCGAGGAGCCUGACAACCAUUUCCAGCAUCAGGCCGCGACUUCAUCGUGGCACGAGGAGGCAAGCUGGACGGACAAGGAGGCCUACGCCCAGACACAGCACCGUUGGGCUCCCCCGCAUUUCCGAUGGCAGCCGCAGGGCGACCGGAUGCAGGACGGGUCCUGGAACUCUCCCGGUCCGCCGACCUCCUCCUUGGGUGCUUUCUCGCAUCCGGGCGAUGGUCUCCAGAUGGUGAAGGAAGAGAAGUCCGACCUGCCUGCAUCCUUGCGGCAAGGGGUUCCUCGCGUUGUAGAGCCGCGGCUUACCACGCCUCCAAACUCCGGCAGCAACGCGAGGAGUCCUGUGGAGAAGAAGGUGGAGUUGAAGCGCCUCGCGGCAUCAGAGGUCGAAAGGGGCAUGGUCGUCGUCUUUGAUGAAAACAGGAAAGGCUGGGUGGACAACUGCUUCAGCGACAUCGACGAGUUCUGGCUCUGCGACGAGGACAGCUUGAUGACGGUCUUCAACGACGGCGAGGAGUCCAUCCGCACCUUCAGUGCUGCCGAGCUUGGGUUCACUGGCGAAUGGAGUCCGCAUGUCGAGAUCUCCACCGAGGUCGUCAUCACGCAGGAGAUUGUCGAAAGACUGAGCAAACAGCCCGAGUGGGAAAAAGAGUUGGAGGAGAAGACCGGGAUUCCCAUUAUGGUCGACUCCCCACGGCAGAAGGUGGCGAUUGGACCCGCGACUCCUCCGAAGGUCAAGGAUGCACUGAGCCUCGUGAAUUCCGAGCUCAGCAAGCUCGACCAGCAGAUCUGGUCUGCUGACCAGCCUGCGCCGCCUUCGGAGCCUGAGCAGAAGCCGCCAGAGAAAGAGGCAGCGCCUCCAGCUGAGCCGGAGCAGGGGACGCAGGAAGGCGAGACGCUCCUAAGCCAAGUUCAGGCUCUUCUGCCCGAGGCGCAGAAAGAGCGAACCCCGAAGCGGAAGAGGCGCCUCUCAAGCUCGGAGGAUUCGGGGACCAGGCGAUCUGAAUCCAAGCGUCGCCUGGUCGCCGGAAGCACGGAGAUGUUCCGACUGGGCUUUGAGACGGCUCUGAAACAGUUGGAAGAGACCCGAGCGGCCGUUGUGAAGACUGAGACGCCGCAGGCCAAACAGAAAGACAAAGACUUCGGCCCACCCGCGGAGUUCGCGAGCCUGCUGCGGGAGACGGCUGGUAUCACCACCGGCGCAAAGAGCCAACCUCAAGGACAGACGCCUGAACGCAGCGGCCCGCCUGCGCAGGCAGAAGCUCCCACGACAAAGGCUCCAGAGCGUUCGGGCGACGGGCCAAGGACGGUGAUGGAGUGGGCGGAGGAGCAGGCACAGUUUGCCGGCCUGACGCCCUUGCCGCCGAACUGGAUCCGGGUUCGGAGGAAGCGUGGCAGCGGAGUGUACUUCGUCAAUGUCCGCACCGGGAAGUCCACCUUCGACUUCCCGGAUGGCUGGGUGAAGAUGAAGUCUCGAAGCAACGGCGCCACCUACUAUUGGAAUCCGAAGACUGGAGCUUCGCAGCUCGAAGUGCCCCCGGACGCUGCGGACGUUGUGACCCAGAAGCCCAGCUUCAGGCCCACGCAGCCCGUCGGCGUCCCGCCACCGGCCUCAGCGCGUGUGGUGACGCCGGCCCCGGCGGCCCCGGCGGCCCCGGCGGCGGCAGCAGGGGAGGCGGCGCCCAUGACCCCGGAUAAAGCACCGCCGGCGAGAACGGCGGCCACGGAAAUGGUCCUUGACCCUGACUUACAAAGCAUCUUCGACUCUUAG